Octopus bimaculoides (California two-spot octopus) is the source of this 3102-nucleotide messenger RNA. RefSeq names its product tumor protein p53-inducible protein 11. The record is from RefSeq and is a predicted model, not a curated record. NCBI's taxonomy places the organism in Eukaryota, Metazoa, Mollusca, Cephalopoda, Octopoda, Octopodidae.
UAGUAGUAGUAGUAGUCAAAGAGAAGUGAAGGUGAAGUGACUGUAUCGAUGGGUGGGUACUGCCACAGAGCUGACUGACCAUUACCACUUUCUCUGAAAUUUCUUAGAGGAAAUAACAACCACAACAACAACACCGACAACAACAACAACAACAACAGCUACAUUAUGAAUUAGUUAAAAUCUUAUCUCGUAUAUAUAAUAGACAAAUGCCAAAUUCUUGGCUUGCUGAUAAAUCAGUCACUCUUCAUGGAUUUCAGAUUACUGUCUCCUACUCUCCAUGUUUAUAUGUGAAUGGACAGCUGAUAGCGAGCGAGCGAGCAAGCUGCGGAACAUCUCAAAAACUGUGCUAACAACAUUUAAUCAACAAGGGCCUUUUAGUAAUGGGAGGGGUGUUCUUUACCAGUUCCUGUUGCAUUUUCUGUUCAGCUGCCAAUAUAAGUAAUUCAAAUUACAAAAAAAAAUUAUAAAACGACAUUUAAGCAAGUAAAAUAAAUAUCAAAAUAUUUUAAAAGAUAUUUUUUUUUUUUUCAGUUUAUUAAAAUUGUAGCAUAAAUAUAUUAAUUCCAUACAAAAACAAAAAUAUAUAGAUAUGCAUGCAUGUUCAUAAAACAAAUAUAUUUAUAUGUAUAUACAUAAGGAGACAUAUAGUUAUAAAUAUAAAUAAAAAUUAUAGAUAAUAUAUAUAUAUGGUAUAUGUAUAUAUUUUCCUGCAUCAUAUCGGAUGUGGAUACAAAAAGAAAAAACAAUAUUAUUUCGAUGAAGAUAAUCAAAGAAUUUUUUGGUAAAUGAAAUGGAUAUCUUUGAAAAAGGAAUGAGAAAGAUUAAAUCUGAUAGAUAAGUUGGCUUCUAACUAAUUACAAAUUAUUCAAUUAAUUGGACUUGCAACUUCUUCCAAACCAACAAUGAGUCAAACUUGGGUUACAUGCAUGAAGCACAGUAGUGGUGAUUUACACAGUCGCUUAAAAUCCAGAAAGCUUCUUGGUGUUGGAGAGACUGAUGAUGGCGAUAUCCAUCGUUCAAAGCUCAGUCAGAUUUUGGGCCACAGUGACCAAUUAUAUGUUCGGCUCCCUAGUGGAUUGCGGGUUUGGCAAUUUACCUUGGCUUUGGUGUUUACUGUGAUUGCUGUGUGGGCUUUGGUAUUCCCUCAACACUUGUAUGAAACAGCUUUCGAAGCAGUUGAAGGACAAUGUCUUACUCUCCCUGUGAGGUUCUAUGGCGCAGCUUUACUAAGUUUAUCCUGGCUUUUCUGGAGUACGCUUCAUGCUAUUGAUCGAGAUGUGAUCAAGACAGCCCUUAUCACCAGCAUCCUCUAUUUCUUUGCUCAUGUCCUUGUGAUUGCUUUUGGAUUGCUGAAAACUCUGCUGGUUUCCCAAAACUAUGGAACAGUCAUUGGUAGUGUGUUCUUUGCUCUGGUAUCUCUUCACUUUUACUGGUCAUUGUCAGGUUGUUCUGGUUCUGCUAGGAAUUCCCAAAACUCCAACAUAACAAGCACUGGUGUUGAAUGUACAUCUUUUGGAUCACCAAGUUCUGGAACUUCACGACUGUUUGACUCCUUGCCUGAAAGAAAAGAAAUUGAUAAAAACAAAUAGUUGUAAAAGACCUUUCUGUUGAGCUAUUUAUUUUAGUAGUUAACCAACUUCUAAAAUAAUUUCAACAACUAUCAAAAUAAAGAUGGUGGUGGGACAAAACAAAAAAAAAAUAUCAUUAUGAUUUAGUUAUAUCUUCUUUGAUAUUAGAAAUUAAUCUUCUGUUAUAAUUCAUACAUAUAUACAUACAAACACACACAUAUAAAUAUAAUAUAUGCUACAGUGUUAAGACUGAGAAUUGAUGCUAUGUAUGAACUUCUGUUAAUGUCGUCAUGUUAAUGGUUUUGUUCUUGAAAACACCAAUAACCAUUUGUUAUUCAUUGUCUCAUUUUUUUAAUCAAUGGAGCCUUGAAGACAAUAUAAUCUUUAUUUUCGUUUUUUUCUUUUUUUUUAUUAAGAAUUGUUGAAACGCUGCUUUUUGUUUUGUUUUGUUUUUUUCAGUAUGUGUAUUUUGUGUUCUUUUUUGUGAAAAGUAUUAAACCAAGUUAAAGUCAAGUUUGGACUGUUCUUUGUGUGUAUGCAUUGUGCAUAUAUAUAUAUAUAUGUAUAUAUAUAUAUAUAUAUAUAUAUAUAGACACACACUCAUAUAUACAAUUUUAGUUGUAAAUCACAUAAGAUUUUGCCUGUGGCCUGUCAUGGGUUUUCUUAAUUGUACAAUAAGUUAAUCAUUAAAAUAAACUUCACUUUUCUUUGGUUGCUAUUAUUUAUUUAUUUAUUAUUAUUGUUAUUAUUAUUAUUAUUGAAGAUGGUGAGCUGGCAGAAUCAUUAUCAUGCCAGAAAAAAUACUUAGUGGCAUUUCAUUCCACCGAGGUCGACAUUGUCAUUCAUCCUCUUGGGAGUCAAUAAACUACAUACCAGCUAAGUACUGAGGUUGAUGUAGUCAACUAUCCCUCCCUUCCAGGUCCCCCAAAUUUCCAGCUUUGUGCCUAUAGAAGAAAUUAUGUGUAGUGAGCUGGUAAAAGUUAUAUAACUGUUGGAAAAAUAUUUAGUAGUAUUUAUUCCAGCUCUUUCUAUUCUGAGUGCAAAUCGUUCCAAGGUCAUUUUUACCUUUCUAUCUUUUUAAGGUCAAUAAAAUAAAAUACUUGUCUAGAUCCUGGAGUCAGUGGUAUCAACUAACCCUUUUCCCCUUAAAAUUACCAGCAUUUUGCCUAAUCUAGAAACCAUUAAGAGUGGUGAGCUGGCAGAAUCGUAAAAGCAUCAGAAGAAAUGCUUUGCAGUAUUUCUUCUGGCUCUUAACAUUCUGAGUUCAAAUCCAACUGAGAUCAACUUUGCCUUUCAUUUUUUCAGGGUGAAUAAAAUGAAUUAGCAGUCAACUACCAGAGUUGAUGUCAACGACUAACCCCUUCCUCUCAAAGCUGUUGGCCUUGGACUUAAUUUAGGAACAAUUAUUAUUAUUGUUAUUAUUAUAAUUAUCUGAUCAGAGCAUUUUCUUUCUCAGUGCAUCUCACUCUGUGUUGUGUUUAUUAUUUUUUUCUUUUUGAGGCCAUGCUGGCAAAUAAAGAAAUUAUUAUUAUUA